Molecule: messenger RNA, 816 nt
Organism: Psilocybe cubensis
Lineage: Eukaryota; Fungi; Basidiomycota; Agaricomycetes; Agaricales; Agrocybaceae
Exons: 6
Coding region: 1-816 (271 amino acids)
Source: RefSeq, a predicted model, not a curated record
AUGGCUAUCUUGGACGCAAACACCACUAACGAUCACGACCUUAUGCAGCAGCUAUGGACAGUUAUCACUGAGCUUGGGGAGCAGCUUAGCCAGAACCGCAGCAUGUCGGUCUCAUUAUAUGGACUAGCCGGAAAAUUGAAGGCAAAUUCUACUACUCAAGCAAUAAAUUCACAAACGGGCUUCGUGCUACGUCGGUUUAACAUGGACAAGUCGAAGGAGGAAUACGAUGCCGAGUUAGAGAGUAUGAAUAACGCCAUGACGUCGGAGAAUCAAAGCCUGCAGCACGACAAUAAGCAAUUGAAUACCCUGAUAAAGGAGUACGAACAAACCCUGGAAACCCUUAUGAGUGCAUUUCGAACGCGAGCACAACACGUGCAAGAACGUGAACUAUCCUUGAUACGUGAAUAUGAGGCUAAAUUGCUGGCACGAGAAGAAGAAAACGCAGAGUCAAGUCUUGACUCAAGUACUGCCAUAUCCAAUUCACUUGUCCGACUGUCACAUCUCCUUAGGCAAGUGCUUCGAUCGCAAAAUGGAGAAGACGCCGACUCUCCUGUUACCCGGACGGAUGACGUUGAAGACCGUGAACCAUGGACGGCAGCAGCGGCUUCCGAAUACGCAUUAGAACGAGAUAUUGAACUUGCCCGGCUUGAAAAAGAAAACGAAGAAUUACGAAGGCUCAUGGGCCUGCUUCCUUCAUAUCCCAGAAAAGAUAGUGGAUCAGAUUUUCGGCCAAUCUUUGAAGCCCCGCAUCCCAUGCGCCUUCCCAGUAUGCAAAAAGUAGGCCCAGGAGCCAGCGGGAAACCCAGUCCAAUGUAG